AUAGUGUCCGGCCAACGGAUCCGAAGUAUUUUGCGUAGACAACUGUUAAUAAACACCUGAAUCUUCUGGAUGAUGGCUUUUGUAGUUCUCCAGGUUUCCGCCCCAUACAGUAGAACUGUCUUGACAUUUGUAUUGAAAAUCCUGACCUUCGUGUUGGUUGACAGUUGCUUUGAGUUCCAGAUGUUCCUCAGUUGUAAAUAUGCUGCUCUUGCUUUGCCGAUCCGCGCCUUCACAUCUGCAUCAGAUCCACCCUGUUCAUCAAUGAUGCUACCCAAAUAUGUAAAGGUUUUUACAUCUUCCAAAUCUUCUCCGUCAAUUUUAAUUGGAUUGGUGGAUUCUGUGUUGUAUCGGAAAAUCCUGCUUUUCCCUUUGUGUAUAUUGAGACCUAUUGCAGCUGAGGCUGCUGCCACACUGUUCGUCUUCUCCUGCAUCUGUUGUUGCGUUUGGGAUAGAAGGGCCAGAUCGUCUGCGAAGUCUAGAUCAUCCAACUGCAUCUUAGAUGUCUAUUGUAUCCCGCGCUUCCCUUCAGACGUUGACGUCUUCAUGAUCCAGUCGAUCACCAGGAGAAAGAGAAAGGGUGAGAGUAAGCAACCUUGCCUAACACCGGUCUUCACUUCGAACGACUUUGUCAACUGUCCUCCAUGCACAAUUUUGCAGUGUAAUCCAUCAUAUGAGUUCUGUAUGAUAUUGACUAUCUUCUGAGGCACGCCGUAGUGUCGAAGAAGUUUCCAUAGUGUUGUUCUGUCCACGCUAUCAAAUGCCUUUUCGUAGUCAAUGAAGUUGAUGUAGAGUGAUGAAUUCCAUUCAAUUGAUUGUUCCACAAGCAUCCGUAGAGUUGCGAUUCGGUCUGUACACGAUCUAUCCUUACGGAAUCCUGCCUGUUAGUCACGAAGUUGGGCGUCUACGCAGUCCUUCAUCCUGUUUAACAAUACCCUGUUGAAGACUUUCCCCGGUAUUGAGAGAAGAGUGAUGCCCCUGUAGUUAUCACACUUGCUGAGAUCGCCUUUCUUCGGUAUUUUGAUCAGAAGUCCUUCUUUCCAGUCUUUUGGUACUUGUUCCUCAUUCCAAAUCUUAUUGAAGAGAAUGUAGAGUAUCCUUGCAGUUGCCGCUACGUCUGCUUUUAGUGCCUCUGCAGGGAUGUUGUCCGGUCCUGCUGCUUUGCCACUCUUGAUUUGUCUGAUGGCCAUGCUGAUUUCUUCAAUUGUUGGUGGGCCAACAUUGAUUGGGAGGUCCGUGGGUGCUGCUUCGAUGUUGUGUGGGUUCAGUGGAGCUGGUCGAUUCAAGAGUUCUUCGAAGUGUUCUACCCACCUGUUUUGUUGCUCUUCAAUGUUGGUGAUCACCUCGCCUUCCUUGCUUUUCACUGGUCGUUCUGAUUUGCGGCAAUUUCCAGAGAGUUUCUUUGUCGUGUCAUACAGUUGUCUCAUGUUUCCUUCUCUUGCAGCCUUUUCCGCCGUCGUUGCUAAAUCUUCCACAUAUUUACCUUUGUCGGCUCUAAUGCUCCUCUUCACUUGUUUGUUUACUUCUGUGUAUUCAGCUUGUGCUUUGGCUUUUUCUGCUCUUGUUCGGCUGGUAUUGAUUACUGCCUUCUUGUUCCUCUGGAGUAUAGUUCUGUCCAAAGAAUCGAAGGUAGCCAUGAUAUCAAGAAACAGCGAUGGUUCGCCUGCAGUAAGUAAGGCGGUACUACGAAAUUUUGUGUGUGUGGGGGGGAGUAAAUAUAUGGUCGAUACACUCACGACGAGAACGAAAAUCAGUCUGGUUUUGGAUGUUUUGAAGUAUGACCGAGGCUAAUAUUUCAAACACUAUCGGAAGUAGUCUUACCUCCCAUUAAUUGAGUCCGACGACUGUCUUCUUAUUCCAAGAUGUUAGAGCACUCUAUUCCCCUGAGCUUUCCUAACAACGUAGUCAGUUCCUUAGCCAAAGGUUCUCUAUCCUCCGCAGAAAGAAAUAAGUUUAAGUUUUCUGGGGCUUCAGGAGUUUAAGUUCCUGGCGAACUUCCGCGUCGUUAUGUGAUCAGUCAUCACCGGCCGAACUGCUUUCCGUAGAACUCCGUCCAUUCUUCAAGAUAUCACUGAAUAUAUUUUAUUGGCAUUACAUAAGCUUCAUACAUUGCCUCACUAACACCAGACUUCUUGAUUGCAGAAUUUUUUAACGUAAGAAUCUGUGCUUAUUGUUAAAUUCGCGGUUAGCACGAGUAGACCAACGUGUCUCAAUGUGUGAACCACCCAGUUAGCAAUGCUGAGGCUAAAUGAAGGGUAUCAGUUAAGGUUGUUAAAUCGAUUCGUGAGAUAAUGAAUCUUUAUUAACUGGGUAAUAUGGAAAUGUAUUAUGUAUGCUCAUCCACCGACUAUCUGGGCAUCCAAUUUUUGCUGAUGUAGGAAUAGGUUGGAAAGAAGCUAUAUGCUCCCGAAUCAAACGUUCCAUCAGCUCGUCGAGUCAUUCACUAAUAAACGGAGUCGUGCAGCUAAGUUCAAAUUACGUGGUUGGUUUCUACACGACUCGUAAUAGUCCGAAAUGGUAGGAAUAUAUUCACUCUUUGUCUUCGCUUAGAUCCCAAGUUUUGUAUAUUAUCUUACAAUCUUUUUUCAUCCUGAAGACUUCUUGAAUUAUAUCUUUUUCCUUUUCUGGUGCUACUCCUACUACUCUAGCGUCUCGCUGUACUGAGAUAGUGUGGCAGCGUGGACAAAUGCACAUAUAUACCAGGUUGUAUGUCGCAUACGAAUGACUGACUGAGGUCUAGUGUUGUUUAAAUAAGUAAUCCUGAGUUGGACCUUCAAAUGGUGUUAUUCAUUUUUUCUUAAUUCGCCGUUUUAGAGAGUUAUAGCAUCCCAACAGUUUUUCUUUAUCAUUUAGUAUUCAUGAAGAUGGCUACCUCAAAGAUAGGUUUCGUUGUAGGAUAAAAUCACACGAAUCUGUUAAGUAAUUCAUUUUCGUGGUAACUUGUGACCUGUGGGAUGUUCAGACUAAAAACUUCGUAUUUUGGUAUAGUCGCGUUUCGUUCACGUGCACUAAUUCUAAAUUCAUUAGUUAAUAUUUCGUAACAUUAAUCAGUUCAUGAUAUACCAUUAUUACUAUCUGUUAUCUUUACUUGCUGAUAUUAAGUUAAAUAGUUUGUCAAGAUUUCAUGACAUCCAUUUCAAAGCCACAUUUAUGUAAAUUAUGGAUUUCCAUUUUUUUUUUUACCAAGUAUUCUACUUAAAGAUGUUUUAUCAAAAACUGGCAUUGUUUUCGGGAUUGUUUGCAUUCGUACAGCUGUUAGUAUCUUUCUCACUUCGUUUGUCAAUUUAGUUAAUCAUCAGGUAUUCAUUAACAAACUAAAAUUGUUUCAUAUUUUUACACGUAAUCAUUUCUUUUUCUCAAAUUUCUCCGGUCAAUAAAUUAACUAUAUGCGUAUUUAUAAGUAAUUGUAUCAAAUCUUUCUUUACAGAUGGUUUAAAUAUUUUUACAUGAUUGGUAUAUUCUCUACAUUAUGUAUCCUACUGGUUGAAUUAUUUAUGCUAUCUGGAGCUUGGAGGGGAUAGAGCUGUUGUAGUUACGAGUUAUCGCCAAUGUCACAAAUAUAUCAGAUUUGUUAAGCAAUGUAGUUAAUUUAGAAAUCAUUUUUGUCGUAAAUUGAUUUCAAUUGAGAAACAAUUUAAAACCAGGAUCCAUUGGAAAUCUGUUUCGUUCUGUUUCAUAACUCUUCAUUUGUGUGCGCUCUCAACUCCACUCAAAAUCGUAUCCUUGAAGCAAUAAACCUGGAUCAAGCUCAUGGUUGCAGCUGCAAUCAUUUUGAGUUAUAGUACCAAUCCCAUCUACAAAUUACUGUCUCACCCUUGACUUGUUUAACUCUACCAGUUAUAGUUCCUUAUUUGAACUUCGAAAAACUCUUCUCAGAUCCGAUCACUAGUAUGGACAUAAUUAUUCAUUCAGUUUCAGUACUCAACAAAACCAUAAUUUCUGUUUUAAUCAUAUAUUUGGUACAUGUUUCACGUCGACUGUAUGAGUGCGAAUACGUUUCCGUAUUCAGUAAUUCUCAAAUGAGUUUCAUGCACUUUUUGAUGGGUAUUGGAUUCUAUAUUGUCGCUCCUAGUUCAAUUUUGCUUUCUCAAAGUAAUGCAGCUGAACGAUCAUAUUUGACUAUUGGCUUAUUUAGUGUUCAUAUGUUAAUACUCCAGUAUUUGCAGGAUUUGGUUUUCCGACAGUUAGCUGCCUUACGUUCAGGGAAAAAUAAAAACUCAGACAACUUAUCGGAGAAAAAGUAUUAUCCACCCGAAGGGAGCAUGUUUUAUUGGGUAUCGUGCCCGCACUACAUACUUGAAAUAUCAAUCUACUUAUCAUGUCAGUUAUUUAUUACACCUAAAUGGAUACCAUUUUCGCAUAUAUUAUUUUUCACAAUAUGCAAUCAAUUAUGCUGUAUAUGGCUAAAUCAUAAUUGGUAUAAAAAUAAUUUCCCUGAGUGGGCAUCUAAACGUGCUAUGCUGAUUCCUUAUGUAUGGUGAAUAUAAAAAUGUAUGUUCACUUCUCUCUCUUAAACAUAAACAUCUUGAUGUAAAAUAUUUUUUAGUUAGUGUUAGACUAUUCAUUUUAUUCAACUGACUACGCAUUAUCUAAUAUUUUUUAUGUGAUUGUUUUCCGAAGAUGCUCCGUUUUGUGAUAUUUUUCUUUUCUAUUCGAAAAGUUAUUGUAAUGUAAGUACAUUCUUCCUUAAGAGCUGUUUUGAAUUAAGGAGAACCUAUCAAAAGAAAAGCUAUUAAUUAUUGAGUAUUCAUAUUUUAGAGAUCACAGAGAUAAUUUCGUCAGACACUCACUAAUGUGCUUCGUGGCAAUACAUCAAUGCAAUGGCUAAUAUCGUGUUAUUAAUCGGCACUGUGUAUAUUUCAAAACAUCUCCGAAUAGUACACCAAACCAAUGUGGUGCAUCAACGCCACGUAAAACCUGUAAGUUAUAGCAGUAUAAAACUAUAUUUCAAGAGUGUCAAAGACCACUUGUAGUUACUAAACUGUAGGUGCUUUCCAGAAAUGCAUUUUAAUCUUAGUAGUGACCAAUAUAAGCAUAAGUUGUUAUGCAGUAAAGUGAUUAGAAUGUUUGGGGUUCAUGAAAAAACCAGUUUUCUUAGUUUAAGAACCCGACAUCUUUUAAUAGAUUUAUCUAAGAAAUAUUAUGCCCCCUCAAUCAUGCUGCUUAGACACAUUUCGUACUAAAUAUCCGAUUGUCUAGGCACUCCUCAAUAGUUGUGAUCCGUAGGUAUUCUUCGUUUUCUACAUUUCUGGGUAUUUAGACCUGGCACAUGGUUUGUUUAUUUAAAGUCAAACUCGCAGCAGCAUCACAAAGGCAGUCCAUAGUGCGUGAACUGCUCUGCAAUUUUGUGUAAGUCUGCUCCGUUUUCUGUUAAGUAAUUCCAUCAAGACAACAGUUUCAGUGACACUUGAUGGUCACGAUAAGUUAUGCCAUAAUCAGGCAUUUAUGAUAAGCAUGGGAUUUGAUUCUGUAAUGUUAUAGCCCCAUCAGUUGGAACUUAUGACUUUACAGUCAUAUGUGUUGUAGUCACAGUUGCCUGUGUUUUCAGGAACAACGUUAUACUCUAUUCCCUACCUUUCGUCAUAAGUUUUGAAAUAAUAAGUGAAGAGACGAAAUCCUCACCGAAGACAGGUACUGACUGGUAAUUUCAAAGAAUAUAUAUAAGGUGAAAGGAUUAAGUUGAAGCAAUAAGAUUUGAAAUUUAAAAGGUUGUAAUACAUGUAUAGACUGUCUAAAUCGUGCACUCAAUAAUUGUUAGCCCUCAAUUGGCUAUAUCCGUUUGAGGAUUAUGGCACGACUCGACAUAAAACACCUAUCCUUUAUGGCUACCUUGCGAUUUUCAUACUCCUAUACUUCUACAUGGAAUCAAGUAGGAUUUUCUCGUGACCACCAUUGUCUUCGUCCUUGUUUGUGUUUGGGUCGAUCCAUUGGAAGUUUCUUGAGUGGCCAUUUUGCCCGAUUUUGUCCUGUCAAGUUUGUAUUCGUUUUUUUCUCUUUUUGGACUUGACUUCGUAAGGCCUGGAAAGCUUCGAGUUUAACAUCCUUAUCAAUCACCAAUGCAGAAGAUGAGGGCUACUCAAGUUGUACGGGAAUAGUGCGGGUUAGCUGACAUCAAGGUCAUACCUCACAAUACCUAGGGUGCACUACUGUUUCGUUGUAUAUAGGUACCGUGGCUACUUUGAUGAUUGUAUAUAGACGUUACUACAGAAGUGUAUUAAUAAGGAUAGGAGGAAUAGAGUGCGACCACCAGCGUAUCGGCGAGUCAGUGGCGUGCAAACUGAUCCGAGCUGGUUGACGAGAUUUGCUAGAUCGUUCAACACAAGCCAUGCCUGUUGGGUGACUAGACUGUGGCUCAGUGACAUUUUGCUAUCCCUCAGAGACAAUCGAGGGUUUUAUAACUCCCUUGCUAGCUCUGAACGAUUUAAUAUUAUCCACACAACGUAUCUCAGACAUCAGUACCUUAUUUAUGGCCAUAAUUUGGACUUAUGUGCUUAGUUGGAAAAAUCUAUUUGGAGGAAAGCUAUUGCCUUAUACUUGAGUAAAAUCUAUUCGAAUGAUUGUGGACAGAAUAAAAGGAGCGUUCACUUAACGGACUUCCAUAUCUAGUGGGAGUAGAUCAUCAGGUAGGAACCUAGGUAUUUAUGUAACCUUUUCGAGUUUCAUUGUUUUAUGAUGGAACAGAGGUUUCUGCAAACUCACUACUGGAGAUUAGCCAAAUACAUCUAUGAAAAAAAAACAUUGGUAGAUACCCUCAGUAUAGCAGAUUUAGCAAGUGAACAGGUUUUAACAAUAUGUCUUCAUCUGCUUCAGCGAGUCUUUAAACGACUACUGGACAAAAAUCGAACUUUUACAGCACUAAUCGUCUGUUGACAUUUGGAUUUAACGAUUGACCGACUAUGUAAUACGGUCUACCAUGGAUAAAUGAAUGAAAGAGAUUCGUGUAGACACUGUUGACCAAGACAUGAUUCACUUUAAUUUGUACCUUCAUUAGUUACACAAUUACCACGACCUACUUACCAUUUCCUUCGUAUAUUUUGUACGAACAUGCUUCCAGUGGUGUCAUUUUGUGGCUUCCAAGUCCUAGAUGACUUUCUCUUCGUUCAGAUAUUUUGCUUCCCUGUGAUCACCUCAGUCAUACUGCUAUUCAAUGAAGAUGUUGGUAGGGCUGUUAAAAUUUUGGGUCCUUCAAGCAAUUUUAGAAUAUUUUGGGUGCGGUUUUCUUAUUCAACUUCGGUAAACCAUUACGGAACAAUAGUUGUGAUUUUUUACCACUUGAGUCCGAUUGUUGUAUAAACUGGACUUUUUAUAUCUCCGCAUCUUUCUCACACAAGCUGUCUGUAGUUCCAAGCUUGCUCUUCAAGUCCCAUUUUGCUAGUGAUUUGCAGAUGGUGUAUCCAUCCACUACCAUAAUAAUGUUCAGCAUUUGAACUUUAAUGAAUACAUGAUAAAUUCCUGAAGCGUAGUUUAUCUUCUAAACCACAGCAUGUUGUAUAUUUACGUAGCAGUAAUAACGAACCAAUGCCUUUAUCCAGUACUCAGUAAAUUGUCAAGUAAACAACUACCUGGAAGAAGUCUGUAACUUGCACUUACUAUGCUUGUGGCAAAAUGGGAUAGAAUCUAGGUAUAUGACAGUAUUAAUUUGCGUAUGUUUUUGGUAACCUAUGUGAAGCAUUUACAAGUUCGCAAUAAUCAGGUCAGUAGUUCCAGUGUGCAUUCAACAAAUUGGUCAUAGGGGGCACAAUAUUUCCACACAAGCGUAUACACAAGGCUACAUGGAUCUCACCGGACCACACUACAGAGAACCAAAUAGAUCAUAUUUGCAUCAACAAUAAAUUCCGAAGGACGAUGGAAGAUGUGAGAACCAGGAGAGGUGCUGACGUAGCUUCAGACCACCACCUAGUUGUAGCCAAUCCAAAACUGAAGCUAAAAAAGAACUGGACAAGUGGACAAACAGCACUACAAAGGUUCAAUACAGCCUUCCUUCGAGAUACUGACAAACUCAACGAAUUCAAGAUAGCUCUCAACAACAGGUUCCAAGCCUUACAAGAUCUACUGAAAGAAGAAGAAACUACUAUGGAGGACAACUGGAAAGGCAUCAAGGAAGCAUUAACUUCAACGUGUCAAGAGAUUCUGG
Schistosoma haematobium is the source of this 8131-nucleotide messenger RNA. RefSeq lists its product as uncharacterized. The record is from RefSeq and is a predicted model, not a curated record. The coding region runs from base 3888 to 4478 and encodes 196 amino acids. The transcript is spliced from 5 exons. Gene Ontology annotation, cellular component: endoplasmic reticulum. Lineage: Eukaryota; Metazoa; Platyhelminthes; Trematoda; Strigeidida; Schistosomatidae. Gene Ontology annotation, molecular function: 3-oxo-5-alpha-steroid 4-dehydrogenase activity. Gene Ontology annotation, biological process: polyprenol catabolic process; dolichol-linked oligosaccharide biosynthetic process.